GGCAAUUGCGGCCGCUGGAAUUUAUUUAAGCUCACGAAUAUUGUCGCGCUGAAAUAAAGUGUUUUCAUUAUUCCAACUUAAUUGGUGUCAUUCCACAUAGUAACAUUUUCUCUACAAGCUUACGUAGCCAUGUACAAUUAACACUGUACAGUAUAAAAGAAUUUCAUCAAAAACGUGAAGUUCUCAAAAACAACGUUAAUAAGUGUGCAUCAGCACUAAGGAUUAUUUUACCUGCAAUUGAUCAUGUAUGCUGACGAAGAUCAAUAUGAAAAUGAGGAGGCAGAAGAGAUUUCAUCAAAAUUAUGGCAAGAAGCCUGUUGGAUCGUUAUCAACGCCUAUUUUGAUGAAAAAGGUCUUGUGCGUCAGCAACUUGACAGCUUCGAUGAAUUCAUUGAAAUGUCUGUUCAGCGUAUUGUGGAAGAUUCACCUCAAAUUGAAUUAGAAGCUGAAGCUCAACAUACUACUGGCGAAAUCGAAAUACCGGUAAAGCAUUUAGUUAAAUUUGAACAAAUUUAUUUGUCUAAACCAACUCAUUGGGAAAAAGAUGGUGCUCCAUCACCUAUGAUGCCCAAUGAAGCAAGACUGAGGAAUUUGACUUAUUCCGCACCUUUGUAUGUAGAUAUAACUAAAACAAUUGUAAAAACCUUUAAUGAUGAUGAUGGUAAAGAUCCAAGAGAGGAACGUUCAGAAACUCAACAUCAAAAGACUUUCAUUGGAAAAAUUCCAAUCAUGUUGAGGUCAAAAUAUUGUUUACUUGCUGGGUUAUCAGAUCGAGAUUUAACAGAGUUAAACGAAUGUCCUCUAGAUCCUGGUGGUUAUUUCAUCAUUAAUGGAUCAGAAAAGGUAUUGAUUGCUCAAGAAAAAAUGGCUACAAAUACAGUAUAUGUGUUUAGUAUGAAAGAUGGUAAAUAUGCAUAUAAAUGUGAAAUAAGAUCAUGCCUAGAACACAGUUCUCGACCGACUUCAACACUAUGGAUCAAUAUGAUGGCUAAGAGUGGUGCUAAUAUUAAGAAAUCUGCCAUUGGUCAGCGUAUAGUGGCCGUUCUUCCAUACAUUAGGCAAGAAAUCCCAAUUAUGAUUGUAUUUCGUGCUUUGGGUUUCGUGGCAGAUCGUGACAUUUUGGAACAUAUUAUCUACGAUUUCGAUGACCCAGAAAUGAUGGAAAUGGUAAAACCAUCUUUGGAUGAUGCAUUUGUGUUUCAAGAACAAACUGUAGCAUUAAAUUUCAUUGGUACACGUGGUGCAAGACCUGGUGUAACAAAGGAAAAACGUAUCAAAUAUGCCAGAGAAAUUCUUCAAAAAGAGACCUUACCUCAUGUAGGGAUCAGUGAUUUUUGUGAAACAAAAAAAGCUUACUUCUUGGGUUAUAUGGUACACAGACUUUUAUCUGCUUCUUUGGGUCGUAGAGAAUUAGACGAUCGUGAUCAUUACGGAAAUAAACGUCUAGAUUUGGCAGGUCCUCUACUAGCUUUCUUAUUCAGAGGAUUAUUUAAAAAUCUUAUGAAAGAAGUUAGAAUGUAUGCCCAAAAGUUCAUAGAUAAAGGAAAAGACUUUAAUCUUGAACUUGCAAUUAAAACGAAAAUUAUAACAGAUGGCUUAAGGUAUUCAUUGGCUACAGGUAAUUGGGGUGAUCAGAAGAAAGCCCAUUUAGCUCGAGCUGGAGUUUCACAGGUAUUGAACAGAUUAACUUUUGCCUCAACAUUAUCUCACUUGAGGAGAGUAAAUUCUCCUAUUGGACGUGAUGGUAAAUUGGCUAAGCCACGACAGCUACAUAACACACUAUGGGGAAUGUUGUGUCCAGCUGAGACCCCUGAAGGUGCUGCUGUUGGUUUGGUUAAAAAUUUGGCCCUUAUGGCUUAUAUUAGUGUCGGUUCACAACCGUCUCCUAUUCUUGAGUUCUUAGAAGAAUGGUCUAUGGAAAAUUUGGAAGAAAUAGCACCAAGCGCGAUAGCUGAUGCUACGAAAAUUUUCGUUAACGGGUGUUGGGUAGGAAUACAUAGAGAUCCUGAUCAACUCAUGGCCACACUGAGGAAACUAAGACGUCAGAUGGACAUCAUUGUAUCGGAAGUGUCAAUGAUUCGAGAUAUCAGAGAUCGAGAAAUAAGAAUUUAUACAGAUGCUGGAAGAAUUAGUAGGCCGUUAUUGAUCGUUGAAAACCAACAAUUGUUACUCAAAAAGCGUCAUAUUGAUAUGUUGAAAGAUAGAGAUUAUAAUAAUGACGGAUGGCAGGAGCUCGUUGCUAGUGGAGUAGUUGAGUAUAUUGAUACUCUUGAAGAAGAAACAGUUAUGAUUGCAAUGUCACCUGAUGACUUGAGACAAGAAAAAGAGUACGCUUAUUGUACUACAUAUACUCACUGUGAAAUUCACCCUGCUAUGAUUUUAGGAGUAUGUGCCUCCAUUAUUCCAUUCCCUGAUCACAACCAAAGUCCUAGGAACACUUAUCAAAGUGCUAUGGGUAAACAAGCCAUGGGAGUUUAUAUUACAAAUUUCCAUGUACGGAUGGACACCCUUGCUCAUGUCUUAUAUUAUCCUCACAAACCACUUGUAACAACUCGAUCAAUGGAAUAUCUUAGGUUCAGAGAAUUGCCUGCUGGCAUUAAUAGUAUUGUUGCAAUUUUAUGCUAUACUGGUUACAACCAAGAAGAUAGCGUCAUUCUUAAUGCAAGUGCUGUUGAACGAGGAUUCUUUAGAUCAGUUUUUUAUCGUUCCUACAAAGAUUCUGAAACUAAAAAAAUGGGAGAUGUUGAAGAGCAGUUUGAGAAACCGAACCGGCAAACGUGUCAGGGAAUGCGUAAUGCUCUUUAUGAUAAAUUGGAUGAUGAUGGUAUUAUUGCUCCAGGUAUUCGAGUCUCUGGUGAUGAUGUUGUUAUUGGAAAAACUAUGACUUUACAAGAAAAUGAUGACGAGUUGGAUAGCACUACCAAGCGUUUCACAAAACGUGAUGCUUCUACAUUCCUUCGUAACAGUGAAACGGGAAUUGUAGAUCAAGUAAUGUUGACACUGAACAGUGAUGGCUACAAGUUUUGUAAGAUCCGUGUGCGCAGUGUACGUAUUCCACAAAUUGGUGAUAAAUUUGCGUCUCGUCAUGGACAAAAAGGAACAUGCGGCAUUCAAUAUCGCCAAGAAGACAUGCCUUUUUCAUGUGAAGGUCUUACUCCAGACAUUAUCAUUAACCCUCACGCUAUCCCUUCACGUAUGACAAUCGGUCACUUGAUCGAAUGUAUUCAAGGAAAAGUAUCUUCCAAUAAGGGAGAAAUUGGUGAUGCCACUCCAUUCAAUGACGCUGUCAAUGUACAAAAAAUUUCAACACUUCUUAUGGAGUAUGGAUAUCAGCUUCGAGGCAAUGAAGUCAUGUACAAUGGACAUACCGGUCGUAAAAUUAAUGCACAAGUGUUUUUAGGACCUACAUAUUAUCAACGUCUAAAGCACAUGGUAGAUGACAAAAUUCACAGUAGAGCUCGAGGGCCUGUGCAAAUUUUAGUGAGACAACCCAUGGAGGGUCGAGCUAGAGAUGGAGGUUUACGUUUUGGAGAGAUGGAACGCGACUGUCAAAUUAGUCACGGAGCUGCUCAAUUUUUGCGAGAACGUUUAUUUGAAGUUUCUGACCCAUAUCGGAUCCAUGUUUGCAACUUCUGCGGUUUGAUUGCUAUUGCAAACCUUAGAAAUAAUACAUUCGAAUGCAAAGGAUGUAAAAACAAAACACAAAUAUCUCAAGUUAGGUUACCUUAUGCAGCCAAACUUCUGUUCCAAGAGCUAAUGGCAAUGAAUAUUGCUCCUCGACUUAUGGUUGUUUAGAUUUUGUAUGAUUCUACUGACUAUUUAUAUUUUGAAAAAAAUGAUAUUGUAAUAAGUGAUAAAUUAUUUGGAUAAUAAAGUAAAUAUAUGUAUGGAAAUUAUAGUAACUUUUAAUAUGCCAUUAUUCUUGGUCAGCUUUAAAACCUUUCUCUCGUAUUCAAUGAAAUUAUAUUUUUGUAUUUGUGAGUUAUAACAUGCGAUUAUCCUACAAAUUUAUAAAAUUUCAAAUAUUAAGACGUAUUUUGUAUUAAAAUAGUUGA
Phymastichus coffea is the source of this 4055-nucleotide messenger RNA. Its product is annotated as DNA-directed RNA polymerase II subunit RPB2. The transcript is spliced from 9 exons. Gene Ontology annotation, molecular function: DNA-directed RNA polymerase activity; DNA binding; ribonucleoside binding. The coding region runs from base 244 to 3795 and encodes 1183 amino acids. Lineage: Eukaryota; Metazoa; Arthropoda; Insecta; Hymenoptera; Eulophidae. Gene Ontology annotation, cellular component: RNA polymerase II, core complex. The record is from RefSeq and is a predicted model, not a curated record. Gene Ontology annotation, biological process: DNA-templated transcription.